UUAAAUAUUCAAAACAAACUUACCGUCCGCCGCCGCCGAGAGAGUGGCCAACAGUUGGACGACUUUAUAGGGCUGUUGUUGAGGGCCAAACCCAUUACUAGUAAAGGUAAGGCCGCCGAAACCGGUAGUACCGAAACGGACGAGAGUCGCGACUACGAGGGCCACCAUAUUAAUGACGGUGCUGAAAGCAAAGCGAUCGAGAAACAAAUUCUUGACAUUUCAAAGGACAGGGAGGGAGACAAAGAGAUCGAGCCGUUGACCGACGAGGAGAUAAUCGGGAAUUCGCUGUUUUUCUUUAUCGCCGGCUACGAGCAGAUGGCGGCCACUCUUUCCUACCUUACGUAUGAGUUGGCCCUAAGCCCAGGUGCCCAGGAAAAGCUGUACCAGGAGGUGAGUGCCGCCGCCACAGUUACUAACCCGGGCUCAAUCACUGACAACAACAAAAACAACACAUCCACCGAUCACUUGGAAAUACCGUACGACGUGUUGGCCACUCUACCCUACCUCGAUGCGGUCAUAUCGGAGUCGAUGCGCAUACACUCGUCGCCUAUGAAGUUGCGCCGAUACGCGAUGGACGACUACGUGCUGCCGGGCACGGGUGGUGUGCGUGUGCUAAAAGGCCAGGAGGUACAGAUACCCACCCACGGCAUACACCACGUGGACGAGUAUUUCCCGGAUGCAUCCCGUUUCAUACCGGAGCGUUUUAUGCCAGAAAAUCGGCACAAACUGACGCCCUAUACGUACCUGCCGUUUGGUGUGGGCCCGCGUUACUGCGUGGGAAUGCGUUUCGCACUAAUGGAGGUGAAGUACGCGUUGGCCCAUAUUGUGCGCCGGUAUCGGUUUGCCCGGAGCCCGGAGACAGCUAUGCCGCCGCCCGUCCAGAAGCACCCGCUAUUAAAGAUACCACAAUCGGUGUGUUUGGCUAUUGAGCGCCGGCAUUAA
Medioppia subpectinata is the source of this 942-nucleotide messenger RNA. The record is from the annotation of a GenBank genome assembly. Lineage: Eukaryota; Metazoa; Arthropoda; Arachnida; Sarcoptiformes; Oppiidae.